Microtus ochrogaster (prairie vole) is the source of this 2115-nucleotide messenger RNA. RefSeq names its product solute carrier family 25 member 47 (gene Slc25a47). Gene Ontology annotation, molecular function: transmembrane transporter activity. NCBI's taxonomy places the organism in Eukaryota, Metazoa, Chordata, Mammalia, Rodentia, Cricetidae. Gene Ontology annotation, biological process: transmembrane transport. The record is from RefSeq and is a predicted model, not a curated record. Gene Ontology annotation, cellular component: mitochondrion.
UUAGACUGAGAGACCAGAGCUCUUCCCAUUGUCCACGCUGUCCAUGGAUUUUGUUGCUGGGGCCAUUGGAGGAGUCUGCGGUGUUGCUGUGGGCUACCCUCUGGAUACAGUGAAGGUCAGGAUCCAGACUGAGGCCAAGUAUACCAGCAUUUGGCACUGCAUCCGGGACACGUACUGUCAAGAGCGGGUGUGGGGCUUCUACCGGGGCCUCUCACUGCCCGUGUGCACCGUGUCCCUGGUGUCCUCUGUUUCUUUUGGCACCUACCACCACUGCCUGGCUCACAUUUGCCGCUUCCGGUACGGCAGCACUGAUGCCAAGCCCACCAAGGCUGAUAUCACACUUUCAGGAGGCGCCUCUGGCCUUGUCCGGGUGUUCUUGACAUCACCCACAGAGGUGGCCAAGGUCCGCCUACAGACACAGGCACAAGCUCAGACACAGCAGCGGCGGCCCUCAGCCUCCUGGACAUCAGUGGCUCCUGCUUUGUGUCCUGCAACCAAUGCAUGUCUGGAACCAAGGCCCAAGUACCAUGGGCCGCUAAACUGUUUAGUCACAGUGGCCCGCGAAGAGGGGCUUCGGGGGCUCUACAAGGGCAGCUCAGCUCUGCUCCUUCGUGACGGUCACUCUUUUGCUACCUACUUCCUCUCUUAUGCCAUGCUCUGUGAGUGGCUCACCCCAGCUGGCCAUAGCCAGCCAGAUGUCCUAGGUGUGCUGGUGGCUGGCGGAUGUGCGGGGGUCCUGGCCUGGGCCGUGGCCACUCCCAUGGAUGUGAUCAAAUCACGUCUGCAGGCAGACGGGCAGGGCCAGCAGCGCUACCGGGGCCUCCUGCACUGUGUGGUGACCAGCGUGCGGGAGGAGGGCCCCAGGGUGCUCUUCAAAGGGCUGACGCUCAACUGCUGCCGUGCCUUUCCUGUCAAUAUGGUGGUCUUCGUGGCCUAUGAGGCUGUGCUGCGGCUCACUCGGAGACUGUUCACAUAGGGCCACUGGUUGGUAGCAGCCAGCUCACAGCCGCUGGAGGCCAAGGGGAGCAUGGGUGGGCUCAGGACCCCACAGGGCUGUCACUGGAACAGCAGAGGGCCUUCUGUGCAGUGACUUAGGUGAGGCCUGAGCUUGGCCUGCCCAGCUACUACUCACAAAGUCAGGGGCUUGAUCUGCUUGGGGGGGUCAUGAGUCAAGGCUGUGUGGGUCUCCUUGAUGAGGAUGCGCCACUUGGAGUCAUUUGUCACCGAGCAACUGUUCAUUCCUGAGUGUCCUCCCUUGUCCACACCCAUGACCUCAGAGCAUUCUCUCACCAGCCCCAGUUCCACUCAUCUUGUAAUCCACACUCUUCCCUUAAGAGACAAGUGAGGGACCAGACAGCAAGCUGAGCCAUCUGGCUACAGGCUGGGCUUGUUCCCUGUCCCAGGCUGUCCAAGAGGGCCCAGAGUCCUCAUUGGCCCACGAGCUGGUGUGGGGCUUCACUGAGUACGCAUUUAAACUGCUUGCCACAUAAAGACCCUGGAACCUUGGUCAAUAAAUAUUUCUGAGGUUGCUUAGCGAUGUUGCUAUGAUCUGUGCGGUGCUGGCCCUCCAACCUUGUGUUCACCCGGGAUGCCGUGAAACCUGUCAGCUCGUGGUGGGAGAGGCUGUGUGAAGCCCUGGCUAAGAUGGCCUAGAGUUCUUACGUGGGUAGCCAGGUGCCCGUUAUGUAGGGGUCCCUGGGGAAACCUGCACAGUCUUUACUUCUGGGCUGUGUACUUUGUUAUCUGUGUCAUUACCGGGCCAAACUCCUGGAGCACUGUGACAGGGUAGGAAAGUGCGGGGUCCCUUACAAAGGUUUUAUGGGCCAGUGGCUGGGAGGGGAGGGGAGGAGAGGCUAGUGUCUGCUCUUAUGCACACAUGGGAUUUGCUCGUGCUUCAGGCCUCCCUUUCCGGAGACCCUGUGGCUUCCGGUGUUGGGCGUCACUGGGAGUGGAGCUGGCAGCACAGUGUGACCCCACUGGGUCUUCACAGAACAGCCCUGUGGUAAAGCUGACUGAUACCUGCCUCAGCUGGGCAGGUUCAGAUGCCAAGCCUGGCCAGGCAUGCACCAAAUGGUCUCCUGUUUUUCUCUUCCAAUAAAAUUUCAGUUUCUAGAA